GAAGAAACCUAGAGGUAUCCAUCGAUGGUCGAUGAGUUGUUGAAGAACUGCACCGACGGCAGUGUCUGAUGCGUCAGUUGUCAGAGAGAGUGAUGCAGACGUGUCUGGAUGGGCGAGAAGCGCUAUGUUGGAGAUAGCGUCUUUGAGCUUCUCGAAAGACAAUUUAGCGUCGUCUGUAAAGUGAAAAGAGCGUUGUUUACCGCGGAGCAAGUCAGUCAUUGGUUGAACAAUGCUCGCGCAGUUAGGAAUAAAGCGUCGAUAAUAGUUAACCAGGCCAAGGAAUCGGCGUAACUGCUUGAAGGAACUGGGAGCAGGAUAGUCCUUCAGUGCCUGGAUUUUGUCUGGCAGAGCUUCAAUACCAGAGGCAGAUAUGCGGUGGCCAAGAAAGUCGAUGGAACUUUGGCCAAGCUCGCAUUUAUCGGGGUUGACGGUAACCCCAUGCUGCGUCAAGCGUUGGAAGAGAGCGUCG
Dicrocoelium dendriticum is the source of this 469-nucleotide messenger RNA. The record is from the annotation of a GenBank genome assembly. NCBI's taxonomy places the organism in Eukaryota, Metazoa, Platyhelminthes, Trematoda, Plagiorchiida, Dicrocoeliidae.